Cutaneotrichosporon cavernicola is the source of this 672-nucleotide messenger RNA. RefSeq lists its product as uncharacterized. The transcript has a single exon. NCBI's taxonomy places the organism in Eukaryota, Fungi, Basidiomycota, Tremellomycetes, Trichosporonales, Trichosporonaceae. Gene Ontology annotation, molecular function: S-adenosylmethionine-dependent methyltransferase activity. Bases 1 to 672 code for a protein of 223 amino acids. The record is from RefSeq and is a predicted model, not a curated record.
AUGGCUCCGGUCGCCGCGUCGCGCAAGCCCGCUACCACCAACACGUCGGGCCAUCCGGCCCUGACGGCGCUGUACCAACUCGGAGGCGAGGGCGACCCCAAGAUCGUCGAGGGCAUCUACGACCAGUGGGCGAGUAGCUACGACUCGGACAUUCUAGGUGACGACCAUGGGUACGUCGGUCCGCAAACUGCCGUUCGCGCUCUUGUGCGUGCUGGCGUCACCCCGCUGUCGCACAUUCUCGAUGCCGGCUGCGGGACCGGUCUAGUUGGGGUGUAUCUCGCCCAGGCGGGGUAUGUUGAGGUCGACGGAAUCGACCUCUCGCCCGCCAUGUUGAAACAAGCCGAAAAAACGAACUCGUACAAGGCGCUCAAGACGGUCGACCUGACGCGCAACAUCCCAGUCCCGGAUGCAGUGUAUGAUGGGCUCACGUGUGUGGGGACGCUCACGCACGGGCAUGUGGGUCCGCGCGUCCUCAACGAGUUCGUCCGUGUCGUCAAGCCAAACGGCGUCAUUGUCGCCACUGUCCUAGAGGAUAUUUGGGAUGACGGAUUCGAGGCAGAGACACAGCAACUGGCCAAAGAUAAAAAGGUGGACAUCCUCGGAAUGGACAUCGAGCCGUACCGCGCCGGUGCGGGGGUGUGUGCGCGUACUCUCGUCAUGCGCCGUCGCUAG